Molecule: messenger RNA, 2506 nt
Organism: Coregonus clupeaformis (lake whitefish)
Lineage: Eukaryota; Metazoa; Chordata; Actinopteri; Salmoniformes; Salmonidae
Product: keratin, type I cytoskeletal 13-like
Exons: 16
Coding region: 17-2506 (829 amino acids)
Molecular function (GO): structural molecule activity
Source: RefSeq, a predicted model, not a curated record
AGCAGACUCCAUCAACAUGUCCUUCUCCAGCAGCAGCUUCAGAUCAUCCUCAGGUGGAUCCAUGAGGGGCUCAUCUAUGGGAUCCUCACGUAUGUCCAUGUCUGGAGGUGGUGGCAUGUCCAUGUCUGGUGGUGGCAGCCGCAUCAGUGGCAGCGUGUACGGGGGUGCUGGUGGCUCUGGGGUGCGCAUCUCCAGUGCCAGAGCCUCCAAGUCCUUCUCUGCUGGUGGUGCUGGCUUCGGUGGAGGCUCCAGCUUCAGUAUGUCUGGUGGCGGAAGUGGCAGCCAUGUCAUCGGCAACGAGAAGUUCUGCAUGCAGAACCUGAACGACCGUCUGGCCACCUACCUGGCCAAAGUCCACACCCUGGAGAAGGCCAACGCUGAGCUGGAGCUGAAGAUCCGCCAGUUCCUCGAGGCCAAAACCUCCCCCACUGCUCGCGACUAUGGCUCAUUCCAUGUCAUCAUCAGUGACCUCCAAUCCAAGAUGCAGGACGCCAUCCGUAUGAAUGGUGCAGUCCAUCUCAGCAUUGACAAUGCCAGGCUUGCCGCUGAAGACUUCAGAAGGAAGUAUGAGAUCGAACUGUCCAUGUGUCAGUCAGAGGAAGCAGACAUCGCUGGGCUGAGGAGAGUUCUGGAAGAGCUGAAUAUGUCCAAGAAGGACCUGAGCAUGCAGAUCGAGGGGCUGAGAGAGGAGUUGGUCUUCCUCAAGAAAAACCACGAGGAGGAGCUGUUGUCCAUGCGUGCCCAAAUGAGCGGCCAGGUCCAAGUGGAGGUGGACGCUGCACCACAGGAAGACCUCAGCAAAGUCAUGGCUGAGAUUCGCGAACACUACGAGGCUGUCGCUGCCAAGAACAACAGAGAUCUGGAGGGCUGGUUCCACGCCAAGACCGAGGCGCUUAACAAGGAGGUCGCAAUUAGCACAGAAGUUAUCCAAACAUCCAGAUCUGAAAUUUCAGAAGUCAAACGCACACUGCAGAGUCUUGAAAUCGAACUUCAAUCACAAAUGAGCAUGAAAUCAUCCAUGGAAAAUACCCUUGCAGAGACAAAGAACCGUUUCUCCAUGCAGCUGUCGGGUUAUCAGAUGCAGGUGACCAGCUUGGAGAAACAGUUGGUAAAUCUCAGGGCUGACUUGGAACGCCAGGGCCAGGAAUACAAGAUGCUGCUGGACAUCAAGACCAGGCUGGAGAUGGAAAUCGCUGAGUACAGGAGACUGCUGGACGGAGAGAUGACAAGCAGUGUCUCCUCCUCCUCCUCCUCCUCCUCCACCAGCACCAGGAAGGUCAUCACUGUGAUAGAAGAGGUGGUGGAUGGGAAAGUGGUCUCCUCCAAGCAAUCCUCAGCUUCUUCAUAUACCACACCCUGCCGCAGCUUCAUUAACCUGGCUGCCGCCAUCACUGCCCACAGGAUGGAGUGUCUCAGCUUUGUCUUUGAGUUUAGUAACCAUUUUAGAAAGACCUACUACAUAGUACACCUGGGCAGCUGUGGGGCCCUGGCAGCACGGUGUGCCACCCUUCCCCUGUCCUCCCCCCUCCUCCAGACCACACCCUCCCGCAGCUUCAUUAACCUGGCUGCCGCCAUCACUGCCCGCAGGAUGGAACACCUGGGCAGCUGUGGGGCCCUGGCAGCACGGUGUGCCACCCUUCCCCUGUCCUCCCCCCUCCUCCAGACCACACCCUCCCGCAGCUUCAUUAACCUGGCUGCCGCCAUCACUGCCCGCUGGAUGGAGUACUCUGAGAGCCGCACACUAGACACCUGGGCAGCUGUGGGGCCCUGGCAGCACGGUGUGCCACCCUUCCCCUGUCCUCCCCUCCUCCAGACCACACCCUCCCGCAGCUUCAUUAACCUGGCUGCACGCCAUCACUGCCCGCUGGAUGGAACACCUGGGCAGCUGUGGGGGCCCUGGCAGCACGGUGUGCCACCCUUCCCCUGUCCUCCCCCCUCCUCCAGACCACACCCUCCCGCAGCUAUUAACCUGGCUGCCGCCAUCCUGCCCGCGGAUGAGUACUCUGAGAGCCGCACACUAGGUUUGAGACAUCAUCACACACACAACUCCUCUCUGCCCCUCUUUCUUGUCCAGCCCCUGUUGACCAGACGACACCUGGGCAGCUGUGGGGCCCUGGCAGCACGGUGUGCCACCCUUCCCCCUGUCCUCCCCCUCCUCCAGACCACACCCUCCCGCAGCUUCAUUAACCUGGCUGCCACCAUCACUGCCCGCUGGAUGGAACACCUGGGCAGCUGUGGGGCCCUGGCAGCACGGUGUGCCACCCUUCCCCUGUCCUCCCCCCUCCUCCAGACCACACCCUCCCGCAGCUUCAUUAACCUGGCUGCCGCCAUCACUGCCCGCUGGAUGGAACACCUGGGCAGCUGUGGGGCCCUGGCAGCACGGUGUGCCACCCUUCCCCUGUCCUCCCCCCUCCUCCAGACCACACCCUCCCGCAGCUUCAUUAACCUGGCUGCCGCCAUCACUGCCCGCAGGAUGGAGUACUCUGAGAGCCGCACACUAGGUUGA